This is a messenger RNA of Neopsephotus bourkii (Bourke's parrot), 2649 nucleotides long. Its product is annotated as keratin, type II cytoskeletal cochleal. Gene Ontology annotation, biological process: intermediate filament organization; keratinization. The coding region runs from base 182 to 1681 and encodes 499 amino acids. The transcript is spliced from 9 exons. Gene Ontology annotation, cellular component: keratin filament. The record is from RefSeq and is a predicted model, not a curated record. Lineage: Eukaryota; Metazoa; Chordata; Aves; Psittaciformes; Psittacidae. Gene Ontology annotation, molecular function: structural constituent of skin epidermis.
GCAGGGGGUGGGCGCUGCCGGGCACUCCCAGCUCCCCGCCGUAAACCGAUUCCUCUCCUGCCCUCGGGCCAAGCCCCGCUCUCCUAACGGAUAAAAGGGGAGGCGGCGGCCGCUCCGCUCACUCCCUGCGCUCCAGCGCCGCUGCCCUGAGCCCCGAGGCGUUGGGUACCGCGGAGCAGCCAUGUCCCGCUCUGUGAGCUUCAGCUCCCGCUCUGCCGCCGGCCCUGGCAUCAGCCACGUGCGGGUCAGCACCGUCUCCUCCACCCGCGGGCUCGGAGGCGGCUCCGGCUUGAGCCGGGCUGGGGGCUUCGGCAGCUCCAGCCUCUACAGCCUGGGCUCCGGCAGCAAGCGGGUGUCCCUGGGCGGGGGCAGCGCCUACAGCGUUCGCUCGGGGUACGGCUAUGGGGGCAUGGGGCUCGCUGGGGCGCCCGGCUCCGGCAGCAUCCAGGAGGUCACCAUCAACCAGAACCUCCUGACGCCCCUGAACCUGGAGAUCGACCCCAACAUCCAGCGGGUGCGCAAGGAGGAGAAGGAGCAGAUCAAGACCCUCAACAACAGAUUCGCCUCCUUCAUCGACAAGGUCCGCUUCCUGGAGCAGCAAAACAAGAUGCUGGAGACCAAAUGGAGCCUCCUCCAGGACCAGAAAACCACCCGCAGUAACAUUGCUCCCAUGUUUGAGACGUACAUCAGCAACCUGCGGCGGCAGCUCGACGGGCUCUUGAACGACAAAGGGCGGUUGGAGGGCGAGCUCAAGAACAUGCAGGAUCUUGUUGAGGAUUUCAAGACCAAGUAUGAAGAUGAGAUCAACAAGCGCACGGCAGCAGAGAAUGAAUUUGUGGUGCUCAAGAAGGACGUGGAUGCUGCCUACAUGAACAAAGUGGAGCUGGAGGCCAAGGUGGAUGCGCUCACGGAUGAGAUCAACUUCCUGAGGUCUCUCUAUGAUGCGGAGCUUCAAGAGCUGCAAGCCAAGAUCUCUGACACCUCAGUGGUGCUGUCUAUGGAUAACAGCCGAAACCUGGACCUGGACAGCAUCAUUGCAGAGGUCAAAGCACAGUAUGAGGAGAUUGCCAACAGGAGCCGGGCGGAGGCUGAGUCCUGGUACCAGAGCAAGUACGAGGCCCUGCAGGUCACCGCAGGGAAGCACGGGGAUGACCUGCGCAACACCAAGAACGAGAUCGUGGAGAUCAACCGCGUGAUCCAGAGGCUGCAGGGGGAGAUCGAAAACGCAAAGGCGCAGCGCGCCAAGCUUGAGGCAGCCAUCGCUGAGGCUGAGGAACGUGGGGAGCUGGCCCUCAAGGAUGCCAGGGCCAAGCUGGAGGAGCUGGAGGCAGCCCUGCAGAAGGCCAAGCAGGACAUGGCUCGGCAGCUCCGCGAGUACCAGGAGCUCAUGAACGUCAAACUGGCCCUGGACAUCGAGAUCGCGACCUACAGGAAGCUGCUGGAGGGAGAGGAGAGCAGGUUGGCUGGGGAUGGAGUUGGCAGCGUCAACAUCUCCGUGGUCAGCUCCAGCAGUGGAGGUGGCUUUGCCAGUUCCAGUGGAUUGCUGGGAGGAGGACUCGGAGGAGGCCUUAGCCUGGGCUCAGGAAUGGGCAGCGGAGCGCUCGGCUUCUCCUCCGGGGGUGCCACCAAGUCCUACACUGUCACCACGACCUCGUCCAGCAGGAGAAGCUUCAGGAAGUAACGCCGGGAGUGGAGAGCAGCGGUACCCGUUACAUGGGAGGGGGGAAACCAUAGAGAGCAAAGUCUUUGUUGCCUUCCUAGGACAAACUGGCUGCAGAAUUCCAGCAGUGAAGGAACUGGAGUGAGAAACACCAGUGCCUGCCCCGGCCACAUCACCCCAGGCUUGAUCCUGCACUCCUGAACUUGGUGGGAGCUGUUCCACGGAGAGCAGGUUCAAGCCUGUAGGGUGAAGUUCAUCCGGUGAAGCAGGCGGGAUAACGCUUUUGUUACUUGUGUGCUUGGUACCCCCUGCUCAGGGCUGGCUUUCACCCUUUGAAUGGGAAAGGAAUCAUUUGAGUGGCAAGGAAUUCCUCACUUGGGCUGUGGGUUUGGGAAAGACACCAGGAGAUUGUCUGCCUUGUAAUAGGAUUGGGAACAUUUCAUUCCCUUGGGCUCCCCAGAACAGCUCAGCCCUUGCUGAGGUUGCAGCCUGGGUUGGUUUUGUUAACGUUCCCCAAGAAGAAAAGAGUGAAACUGCUUUGGGGUUCUCUUUUCUUUGGAAAUGGCUCAGAAAUGGAGCUCUGGGAUUCUCCUCUGGCUGAAGCUGGUUUCUCACCGAAGGCAAUGCAGGCAGAUCUACUUUCAGGCUCUUUCUAGCCAAGCAACUCAUAAACAAGCUCCCCACCCCAUUCCCUCUCCUUAAAAGAAGCCCAAAGCUUAAGGGAUAUGAAGUUACUUAAACAUUCCCCAUCUCCAAGUGUCUCUUUUACCACCCUGGCCUUCAAAGCGUAUCUGGUGUCUCUACUAAAGGUAGGGAAGAGCGUGCUUUGUUAAUGCAUCACUACAAUGACUACUUGUUCCUGCCCAAGUGUGUCUUCAGCUGAACCGUGCCAGGGCAAUAGGUUCUUCCUGCAGUAGGAAUGAUUCUGGGAUAAAAAGCUCACAGAAGCUGCACAGAAUUGUGGUGUUUCAUGCUCAGCCGUGUCCUAG